GCGCGGGGCCGGCCUUCCUGCAGCGUCUUCCGCUCGCCGGCUGCGGCGCCUGGGACGGUUGCGGUGGGUCUGGGCGCUGGGAAGCCGUCCAAGAUGAUUAAAAAAUUCGACAAGAAGGACGAGGAGUCUGGGGUUAAGACUGCCCGGUGGGACACAGCUCAUUGAAUGCGCAGGCAUCCAGAAGUGACUUGCGUGUUGAUACCUGUCUGUGGUGCAGUGCAAGUGGGGAAGAUGCCAAGCCUCUUCAAAAAAAAAAAUAAAAAUCUUCAGCUCUUCAGUGGUAGCUGCUCUCACAAGUGUGGUGGAAGGUUGGGUAGUGGUUCCAAUCCUUUCCAGCAUUUGGAGAAGAGUGCUGUCUUGCAGGAGGCACGCCUAUUCAAUGAAACUCCCAUCAAUCCAAGAAGAUGCUUGCAUAUAUUGACAAAGAUUCUUUACUUACUCAACCAGGGUGAACACUUUGGAACUGUGGAAGCCACAGAAGCCUUCUUCGCAAUGACUCGCUUGUUUCAGUCGAAUGAUCAAACACUGAGGAGAAUGUGCUAUCUCACCAUCAAGGAAAUGGCCACCAUCUCUGAGGAUGUGAUCAUUGUGACAAGCAGUCUGACGAAGGACAUGACUGGAAAGGAGGAUGUGUACCGAGGCCCCGCCAUCAGAGCUCUCUGUAGAAUCACAGAUGGAACAAUGUUGCAAGCUAUUGAAAGAUACAUGAAACAGGCCAUUGUGGAUAAAGUCUCCAGUGUGUCCAGCUCCGCACUGGUAUCCUCCUUACACAUGAUGAAGAUAAGCUAUGACGUGGUUAAACGGUGGAUAAACGAAGCCCAGGAAGCCGCAUCGAGCGACAACAUCAUGGUGCAGUACCAUGCUUUGGGAGUGCUUUAUCACCUCAGGAAGAAUGAUCGGCUUGCUGUCUCCAAGAUGUUAAAUAAGUUUACCAAGUCUGGUCUCAAGUCACAGUUUGCAUAUUGUCUGCUGAUUCGGAUUGCUAGCCGCUUACUGAAAGAAAGCGAGGAUGGUCAUGAAAGUCCACUCUUUGAUUUCAUUGAGAGCUGCUUGCGAAAUAAACAUGAAAUGGUUAUUUAUGAAGCUGCUUCUGCCAUUAUUCAUCUUCCUAACUGUACUGCCAGAGAGCUGGCACCUGCCGUCUCAGUUCUUCAACUUUUUUGUAGCUCUCCUAAACCAGCCUUGAGAUAUGCAGCUGUGAGGACCUUGAACAAAGUGGCAAUGAAGCACCCCUCUGCUGUUACUGCCUGCAACCUGGACUUAGAAAACUUGAUCACAGACUCCAACAGAAGCAUCGCCACCCUGGCCAUUACCACCCUGCUCAAAACAGGGAGCGAGAGCAGCGUGGACAGGCUCAUGAAGCAGAUAUCUUCUUUUGUGUCUGAGAUCUCAGAUGAGUUCAAGGUGGUGGUCGUCCAGGCCAUCAGUGCCCUGUGUCAGAAGCACCCUCGGAAGCACGGCGUCAUGGUGGCCUUUCUUUCCAACAUGCUCCGAGACGAUGGAGGUUUUGAAUACAAAAAGGCCAUUGUGGACUGCAUAAUCAGCAUUGUGGAAGAGAACCCUGAGAGCAAAGAAGCUGGUCUAGCCCACCUCUGUGAAUUCAUUGAGGACUGCGAACACACCGUUCUGGCUACUAAGAUUCUCCACUUACUGGGCAAAGAGGGCCCAAGAACACCUGUGCCCUCCAAGUAUAUCCGAUUCAUUUUUAAUAGGGUAGUCCUUGAGAAUGAGGCUGUGCGAGCCGCUGCUGUGAGUGCUUUGGCUAAAUUUGGAGCUCAGAAUGAGAGCCUUCUCCCAAGCAUCCUUGUACUCUUACAAAGGUGCAUGAUGGAUACAGAUGACGAGGUACGGGACCGAGCGACCUUCUACCUGAAUGUGCUGCAGCAGAGACAGAUGGCCCUGAAUGCUGCCUACAUCUUCAAUGGUCUGACAGUCUCUAUACCAGGGAUGGAAAAGGCCUUACACCAGUAUACACUGGAGCCUUCAGAAAAACCCUUUGAUAUGAAGUCAGUUCCUCUUGCUAUGGCUCCUGUCUUUGAACAGAAAUCAGACAUCACACUUGUGAAUCCUAAGCCGGAGAAGCUGGCUCCUUCCAGGCAAGAUAUUUUCCAAGAACAGCUAGCUGCCAUUCCUGAGUUUGUGAACCUGGGGCCCUUGUUCAAGUCUUCCGAGCCCAUCCAGCUCACAGAGGCAGAGACGGAGUACUUCGUGCGCUGCACCAAGCACAUGUUCACCGAGCACAUCGUGUUCCAGUUUGACUGUACCAACACUCUGAACGACCAGCUGCUGGAGAAAGUCACAGUACACAUGGAGCCAUCCGAUUCCUAUGAAGUGCUGUGCUGCAUCCCAGCCCCCAGCCUUGCCUACAACCAACCAGGAAUCUGCUACACACUUGCUCGCUUGCCAGAUGAGGACCCUACAGCAGUUGCAGGCACCUUCAGCUGUACCAUGAAGUUCACAGUCCGGGAUUGUGACCCUAACACUGGAGUUCCAGAUGAAGAUGGAUAUGAUGAUGAGUAUGUGCUGGAAGACCUUGAAGUGACUGUAUCUGACCAUAUUCAGAAGGUACUAAAACCUAACUUUGCUGCUGCCUGGGAAGAAGUGGGAGAUGCCUUUGAGAAAGAAGAGACCUUUGCCCUGAGCUCUACAAAAACCCUUGAAGAGGCUGUCAACAACAUCAUCACCUUUCUGGGCAUGCAGCCAUGUGAGCGAUCAGAUAAAGUUCCCGAGAACAAGAAUUCCCACUCCCUCUACCUGGCAGGCGUAUACAGAGGUGGCUGUGACUUAUUGGUGCGGUCCAGGCUGGCCUUAGCAGAUGGAGUGACCAUGCAGGUGACUGUGAGAAGCAGAGAGAGAACACCUGUGGAUGUUAUCUUGGCUUCUGUGGGAUAAGUUCUUGCUGGAAAAGAUGAUGUGCUGUGCCCUCCCUACCGGUGCCUUUCAGGCUAGUGGCAUGAACUUCCCAGAAUCAUACUUAAAGAUUAAUAGUGGCUUUGAAGAAGCAAACCCAAUGCUCAGCCCUGCGCCAGCAGAUCAAGCGAAUGUUUGUCUUUGUGCCUGGACUUCACUGUCUCACUUGUCAGCUUCCAGUGAUCUUGAAAGUCAGGUACUACUUACACUAUUCUACAGCUGCUUAGCUUCAUUAUAUGCUUCUAGUUAAUGUGUGAAAACUCUUGGCAAUGUUGGAAAAUUUUAUCGAAGAAGGGUGGAGGGGGAGGGGAGGCCAGAAUCCAUUUUUGUCACAGUUUGUUUUUAUUAAUAGAAAAUAAACACUCAUUCAUUCCAGUUUCAAAGUUGCUAUACUUGAAAUUUCUAAUUUAAAAAAGGAAUUUAAAAUAAUUACACUGCUUUAACUAAGACAGUUAAAACUGUGGCUUAAAAAAGUAUUCAGCACCAUUUGCUCUUAGGUCUUUCAUUUGUUCUUAAAAGCGUCUGGGAACUUGCCUGUCUCUUAAGUACAGGAUUUGCCAAGUUAAUGAAAAAGCCUUCCUGAACAGCCAAUGGGAUGCUAAGCAGCCAUCAGGGCAUCAGUGGGCAUUCGGCUGUGGCAGUGGUCCCCUCCCCUCCACCUCUGCUGUGGAGGGGCCUUCGCACUGAGAUGCGAGGAGGCAGGCUGUUAUUUACUAUUCAGCUUGGACUUUCUAGACAGAAACAGUACAUCUCUGGCAGAUGCAAUUGCUUCUUAAUACCUUGUGGUUUUAGGAAGUUUUGUAGGUAAUUUCAAUCUGUUUACUCACAAAUUCGGUGUGUAAUGAGAUUCUCUACUCUAGCAGGUAAGGGCAGCUGUUUUAAUACGCUUGUAAGAUAUAUACCUGAGUAUGCAGGUCAGUCUUAGGAGCACACUCAGAACACUGUUGAUGCCAAUGUCUGUUUUGGUUCGAUAGGCUAUAUUUUGGGGGUGGGGGGAUCAGUGCUGGGGAAUGAACCCAAGGGCUUUAGCAUGCUAGGCAGGCACACGACCUGGCUACAUCCCCAGACCCCAAAGCCGAUGUCUGUUUUAACAAAAAAUGUUAGAAGCAGCUGAUGAAAGUGAAUGUAAAGGUGUGACAAGAUAUCCCUUCUCACACGCUGUGUUUACAGAUUGCACAGGGAGGCAGUGAGCUCCUCCUCCUCCCUCUAUUCCAGGGUUCCAAUUUUAAGUCCACAGAAGCUGGGUUUUUGUUGUUUUUUGUUUCUUUUUUUUUUAGUAUUUUACACAAAAGAGAAUGCCUAAUGCUGUCUUUUCUGCAUAAAUGAAGUGUUAUUAGUCAAAAUGUCCUAAUAACACAGGACAACAGCAGAUCUCUCCACCUGGUCACAGGAACGAGAGGAUAUCUUGUCACCCUUAGAGAAUGAGCGCUGGACCAGCAUGUUACCCUCAGAGUUUCUGCCGCCUGUUUUCUCUCGUCAUCAAUGUGAAUAAAAUGGACUUUUCUGAAAGAA
Molecule: messenger RNA, 4422 nt
Organism: Meriones unguiculatus (Mongolian gerbil)
Lineage: Eukaryota; Metazoa; Chordata; Mammalia; Rodentia; Muridae
Gene: Copg2
Product: COPI coat complex subunit gamma 2
Exons: 25
Coding region: 166-2892 (908 amino acids)
Biological process (GO): endoplasmic reticulum to Golgi vesicle-mediated transport; protein secretion; organelle transport along microtubule
Cellular component (GO): endoplasmic reticulum; COPI vesicle coat; Golgi membrane
Molecular function (GO): structural molecule activity
Source: RefSeq, a predicted model, not a curated record